UAUAAGCCUUCUGUCCGCUGCUGUUUGUCUAAGUUGGACUACUCUGUAUCUCAGCAUGGAGCAAACCUACGUCAGGCAUGUGGAGCUUCUGGGCUUCGAGAAACGCUUCUUCCCGAGUCAGCACUACGUGUACAUGCUGAUGGUGAAAUGGAGCGACCUCACUGAGAAGCUGAUCUACAGGACUUAUCCUGAAAUGCACAGCUUCCACAAAUCACUGAAGGAAAUGUUUCCCAUCGAGUCUGGAAAAAUAGAAAAGAGAGACAGAAUCAUUCCUUCUUUACCAGCUCCGCGUUGGGUGGACAGCCAGAAGUCGACAGAGAACAGGCAGAGCACGCUGACUGAAUACUGCCACAAGCUCAUCAGCCUGCCGCCUCACAUCUCCCGCUGCAAACUCCUCACAAGCUUCUUCCAGGUUCGACCCGAGGACGAAAACCCACCGGCCCCAAACACACUGAAAAGAAACGAGACCUUUGUGGUGUCCAGAGAGCUGGCCAGAGGAAAUGCAUCUGUGAUUUCUGGUCCCAUCAUACUGGACACAUACAGAGUGAUCGCUGACUACUCCAAGACGAGCAAGCAUGAGAUCACUCUGCGUACCGACGACCUCGUGGAAAUCGUGGAGAAAAACCAGAAUGGUUGGUGGUUUUGUCAGUGUGAGAAUAAACGCGGCUGGAUUCCUGCGUCUUACCUCGAACCUCUGGACGGACCGGAGGAGUCCGAGGACGCUGAUCCAAACUACGAAGGAGAGCUUUACACCACCUGCACGGCCUACAAGGCGGAGCAGGACGAUGAGAUUUCUCUGGAGCCGGGUCAAACCAUCGAGGUGAUUCACAAGCUGCUGGACGGCUGGUGGGUCGUCAGGAAAGGAGAUGAAACCGGUCAUUUUCCCUCCAUGUUCCUGCAAAAAGCCGGAAAGGAAUGUGAAGCAUCGAAACUGCAGGGACAGAAACCUCCACCGCGCAGGUCCACCAUCCGAAACGCCAAGAGCAUCCACAAGAGAGGCAAGCAGCAGCUCAGCCAGGACUCGUACCGCAGGAACAGCCGCCGCUACCUGCAGCAGAAGAAGCUGAGAAAAGAAUCCGAAAGCGCCCCCAAGUCUCCUCUGAAGGAGCGGACCAACCAAGAAAACAUUCCCGAGCAGUCCGGCUCCAGCUCAGAGAGCGAGCCGAAGAAGGAGACUCCGGUCAUCCCUCCUCGGCCGAGUGCGGAGCUCAUCCUGGAGCGCUGCACCGACAACACCUGCAAGAGAGUCAGCAUCCACAAGUCAGAGACCAGCGCCAGCAGCUAGCGUGGACGCCCAUCA
Molecule: messenger RNA, 1300 nt
Organism: Scomber japonicus (chub mackerel)
Lineage: Eukaryota; Metazoa; Chordata; Actinopteri; Scombriformes; Scombridae
Gene: ncf1
Product: neutrophil cytosolic factor 1
Exons: 11
Coding region: 56-1285 (409 amino acids)
Biological process (GO): respiratory burst; superoxide anion generation
Cellular component (GO): NADPH oxidase complex; cytoplasm
Molecular function (GO): phosphatidylinositol binding; superoxide-generating NADPH oxidase activator activity; protein binding
Source: RefSeq, a predicted model, not a curated record